Molecule: messenger RNA, 843 nt
Organism: Colletotrichum navitas
Lineage: Eukaryota; Fungi; Ascomycota; Sordariomycetes; Glomerellales; Glomerellaceae
Exons: 1
Coding region: 94-639 (181 amino acids)
Source: RefSeq, a predicted model, not a curated record
GUGUGUGUGUGUAUCCGUACAUGGUACUUCGUAUACGUGGUGUGGGGACUGGAUAUCCUCACUGUAGCACCCCCGUCCCUGUCAACCCAUGCCAUGCCAAGCCUGUCCACGUACACAUCCCAUGCUCCUCUCAUCCCACUCUUCCUCUCCUUCGGCAUCGAGAUGUCUCUCCUGAUCUGCCAUCAAGUGACCUGCCUGCCUGCGCGCUGCGCUGCGCCGCGCCUGUCGCUCUCGGUCCUGGCCGUGGUGCAACUAAUGGCGUAUCUUGCUUCUCGUCCCAUCUUCGCUGAUCCGCUUAGGCGUAUCCGUACCUUUCUUCGUCUUUUCCUUCUGCUGCUGCUGCUUUUUCUCCUUCUCCUUCUCUUUUUCACUAUCCCUUGCGUCCUUGUGGGGGAGGGGCGGUCUCGAUCUCGUCGGAGCUGGCUGCUCCUCAGAACAGGGCAAACUUGUCGGCAUGCUUUUCAGGCUGACGCAACGCAUUCAGUUCAGGAUGCUGCGCACAAUCGCAUCAGGGUUUCCAUCGCGGGCUCUAAUCCGCAAUGUCCUGUCCCGUCCCGUCCCCAGGAAGCCCGAAUUGCGACCACAGUGGCAUUAAACUGGCGCAAUCCGAUCUUCAGAAACACGAGAGACGCAGCCUAGUGUUUCCCAUUCCGUGCUUGGUUGGAAGUCUUUCCCUCUCACACUCGGCUGGCUUCAUGUUGUCCCGCUCGCUCACAGUGUGCCGCUGUCUGCUCCAGUCCCAAGUGAAACCCCUUCUGACCUCGCCUGGGUGGCUCCCAUGCACCCCUGUCCGCCCCGAAUCCCAACCUUUGGGGAACAACAACAACAACAACAACAACAACA